Paramuricea clavata is the source of this 1086-nucleotide messenger RNA. The record is from the annotation of a GenBank genome assembly. Lineage: Eukaryota; Metazoa; Cnidaria; Anthozoa; Malacalcyonacea; Plexauridae.
AUGACAGAUACAAGCGGUGAACAGCAAACCGUCGCUCAAGCUACAACGUUACAUUUUACAUCUACUUUCCCGGUACCUUCCCCGAUGGUUUGCCAGGGAGAUAAAGUAGCCAACUGUGAGUUUUUCAAACAGCAGUGGGAAGAUUACGAAGUCGCCACUGGCCUAGAAAAGCGAGACGCGAAAAUUCGACUAGCCACGCUACGAUCAGUAAUGGGCAAAGAAUGUAUGCAGAUAUUUAUGAAUUUAAAACUAACAGUUGAGGAGAGAAAAGAUAUCGAGAUAUGCAUCGGAGCACUUGAAGCACACUUCAAACCGAAACGAAACGUGAUAUACGAGCGAUAUAAGUUCAACUUAUGUUCUCAGAAUGCAGAAGAGUCCGUAGAUGACUGUUAAUCGCCUCAGAAAACUUGCCUCGUCGUGUCAGUUCGGGACACUGACAGACGAAUUAAUUCGAGACAGGCUCGUGCUGGUAAUUACGGACAGAUCGACUAAAUUACGACUUCUCAAAGAAAAUGGUCUCAACCUAAACAAGGCCGUGAACAUGCGCCGCUCAAGCGAAAUUGCGAACAUACAAUUGAAGUCAAUGUCAACGACAAAAGAAACAGAAGAAGUAUAUGCUGUACAAGAAAAGGGAAACCGCCAUAAGUAUCCGUCAUCCAAAUUCCGAUUGGCUAGCCCGCGAGUUGGUAGCGCUAGCAACAGAGAUAACCAUGGCCAAGGCUGUAAGAAUUUCAAACAAAAAUGCUACCACUGUGGCAGAAAACAAGACCACAAACCUGAGAACUGUCCAGCGUUUGGACAAUCAUGCAAUGCCUGUGGAAAACAAAACCAUUUUGCAGCAGUGUGUCGGAGCACAGGAAACCCAAGAAACACAAGAGACGUGCGAGCCGUGAAACAUACCGGUACCCGUCGAUUCAUCCGAUUCAGAAGAAUCGAUUUUCACAUACGCCCAUGCAGAAUCGAUUUCCGAUACGCCCAUGCAGACGUGAAGAAAUCCUAAGCAAAUAUAAAGACGUAUUCGAAGGUUUAGGACAUAUCGGAGACGCGAGUUUUUCGGUAGAUCCAGAGAGCACGCCAGUGCAACAG